Erythranthe guttata (spotted monkey flower) is the source of this 883-nucleotide messenger RNA. The record is from RefSeq and is a predicted model, not a curated record. NCBI's taxonomy places the organism in Eukaryota, Viridiplantae, Streptophyta, Magnoliopsida, Lamiales, Phrymaceae.
UUAUAGCUAGUGUAUAAGUGAAAGAUAAUUGUGUUAAAUUAUGUUCGUUUCGUUUUGUCGUGUAGAUCAAAUAAAAUCUUCGAAUUUGGAUUGGGAAACACGUUACAAGAUAAUUUGUGGCAUAGCUAAAGGCGUUCUAUAUUUGCAUGAAGAUUCCAGGCUCAUGAUUAUUCAUCGAGAUCUCAAGGCAAGCAAUGUCCUUCUUGAUGAAAAUAUGAAUCCUAAAAUCGCAGAUUUUGGUAUGGCGAAAUUAGUCAUGCGCGAUGAAACUCACGAAAGAGCUAGCAGGAUUGUUGGAACCUAGUGAAGUGUUUUAUCUUCAAUCUUCGUUUUCUUUGAGGAACAUAGUGAUUCACAUGCACACACACUUUAAUUUCUCACAUACAUUGUGUCGUAUGACAGCGGAUAUAUGGCACCAGAAUACACAAUUCGUGGACAGUUCUCUAUCAAGUCAGAUGUAUACAGUUUCGGUGUCCUAGUCUUAGAAAUCGUAAGUGGUCAGAAGAAGGUGUUUGUGCAAAAUGGGGAGGUCUUAGGAAACCUACUAAGCUAUGCUUGGAGAAGUCGUCGCGAUGGAACAACGGAAGAUAUGAUAGAUCCGAUUCUGAGGGAAACUUAUGGUUCCCAGCCAGACAUGAUGAAAUGUAUUCAUAUUGCUUUGCUAUGUGUUCAAGAAAAUGGAGUUGAAAGACCAACAAUGGCUUCAGUUGUGUUAAUGCUUAAUAGUUCCUCUAUAGCACUGCCAAUGCCUUUAAAGCCAGGAUUUUAUUUUUCAGGGAAUGAAAUCCGUGACGAAACCGAUUCCCCCUCGAGGAGGCAAUUAGCUCAAUGUGGUAACGUAUCUAACAAUGAUUGCUCGAUCACCAAUUUGUAUCCGCGGUAG